CCUGAGAGCAUGGACCAGGGCAAUUAUUCCAGGGUGGCUGAGUUCGUGCUGCUGGGCCUCUCCAGUUCCUGGGAACUCCAGUGUUUCUUCUUUGUGUCUUUUAAUUUCUUGUACAUUGCCAUUGUUCUGGGAAAUCUCCUCAUCGUCCUCACGGUUAUUUCUGAAUCUGCCCUGCACACACCUAUGUACAUCAUGCUGAGCAACCUUUCUCUUCUUGAUGUGUUUCUGGCCACUUAUGCAACGCCCAAAAUGAUCCAUGAUUUCCUCCAUGAACCCAAGACCAUCUCUUUUGAGGGCUGCAUGGCCCAGAUAUUCUUGCUCCAUGUGUUUGCUGGUGGUGAAAUGAUGCUUCUUGUAGCCAUGGCAUAUGACAGGUAUGUAGCUAUAUGCAAACCUCUCCAUUAUGCAACCAUUAUGAAUUUAUGCAAAUGUACAAGCUUAGUUGUAGGCUCUUGGGUCAUUGGGGUCAUACACUCAUUGAGCCAGUUGGCAUUCACUGUAAACUUACCUUUCUGUGGCCCAAAUGUCGUGGACAGUUAUUAUUGUGACCUUACUUUGGUCAUUAAACUUGCUUGUACAGAUACUUAUGUCCCUGAAGUGUUGAUGCUUUUGGACAGUGGCCUGAUGGGGGUGACUUCAUUCUUGCUCUUGCUCAUCUCCUACACGGUCAUCCUGGUCACUGUGCGACGUCGAUCAUCAACGGGCAUGUCCAAGGCCCGCAGCACCCUGACAGCCCACAUCACUGUGGUGACCCUCUUCUUUGGGCCCUGUAUUUUCAUCUAUGCCUGGCCUUUCGGCAAUUUUCCAGUGGAUAAGGUCCUGUCUGUGUUCUCUACAGUUUUCACACCUAUAUUGAACCCUGUUAUCUACACGCUGAGAAACAAAGAGGUAAAAUCAGCAAUGCAUAAGCUGAAGACCAGGUAUGUAAGUUCCAGGCUUCCUUUCCAGCAGGCUCUCUCACAGCUGGACUUGUUGAAUUGA
Messenger RNA from Echinops telfairi (small Madagascar hedgehog), 981 nucleotides. RefSeq names its product olfactory receptor 4K15-like. The record is from RefSeq and is a predicted model, not a curated record. Gene Ontology annotation, molecular function: olfactory receptor activity; G protein-coupled receptor activity. The transcript has a single exon. Bases 10 to 981 code for a protein of 323 amino acids. Gene Ontology annotation, biological process: G protein-coupled receptor signaling pathway. Gene Ontology annotation, cellular component: membrane. Lineage: Eukaryota; Metazoa; Chordata; Mammalia; Afrosoricida; Tenrecidae.